AUGCCACAGAGCCUUGAUCUGGGCUCAGAUCUGAAGGAGAGAAAGCGGCCAAGGGACCACAGUAGAGACAGCAGAAGGGCCAGUGGGAAGUCCGGCACCGCAAAAGCCAACACGAACCACCAAGCACCGACUGUGGAUGAAGCUGCAAUGAGACGGUCACUUCGGAUGCCUGCUUACUUGAGCAAGUCGAAAUCAGAAAUAUCAGAGGCUUUCCUUGACCUGGAAUGGAAGCAACGAUAUCGGGUCGCAGGUGCCUUACAAGAUGCGGACUCACCUUUCAAGCUCGAUAAAUCUGCUAAGGUGACGCAGCGAAAUCGCUAUGGCAACAUACAGCCCUGGGCAGACUCACGAAUACAGCUACGAACGCCCAUCGGAGGAUCGGACUAUAUCAAUGCCUCUCCAAUCAGACUGCAGUCAAUAUCCCGACGUGCGAUCAAGCAGCUGAAGCGGACAUCAUCGACAGCUAGCGCUUCUUCAAUCAAAACAGGCGGCGAAUACAGCUAUAUCGCCACGCAAGGUCCCAAAGACGGCCAGUUCUCCCACUUCUGGCACAUGGUCAUGCAGGAGAGCAUCGGUGACACCGGAGUGAUCAUUAUGCUUACGCCAUGCUACGAAGGCAACAAAGAGAAAUGUGCCCAAUACUUUCCCUUUGACAAGGCUCGUCCGAUCGUACUCGCCCCUGAGCAACGGAAUGCAAGCAAUAGUGAUGUCGUGACUGCUAUCCGAGAAGAUGGUGACCUCUUCCUGAAUUCUCCUUAUCGCACAACUGGUUCUAACCUUUUUCGUUCAGACCCUCAAAUCCCGACGGACGGUAACACGACGGAGACAAAUCACGUCCCACUGCCCGACAUGACCGAAGCAGGCACGGUCGAACUGCUGUCGUCUACCUACGAUGCUGAGAUAGGCUGCGUGGUACGAACGCUCAAGCUUACCAUCGGCAGCCAAGAGAAGACUGUGAUCCACUACCUCUACGAGCACUGGCCCGAUUUCGGCAAGCCAGAAGCCGAAGAACGGGCAGCCCUCUUGCGUCUCAUGAAGAAGAGUAAGGAGGACGCAGGCGAAAGUCCGCGAGUAGUGCACUGCAGCGCUGGCGUUGGCAGGACAGGCACGUUCGUGGCACUCGACUUCCUGACCGCCGAACUUAGCGCUGGACGACUCGCAAGCCGUACUGAAGAUCCGACAGAAAGAGACGCCACCACCUCGGACUCCAAAGUAACCAAUAACACGACGGCUGAGCAAGGCACCGGCAAGCCCAACGACCCGCCCACGGACAAUACCACAUACGGCAAAUCCGGCAUCGCCCGCUCCAAGAUUACGACCCCUGAGCUCAAACAAGGAGAGGGAACAAGCAUCACUGGAGACCUCAUCCACGACACAGUCGACGCCCUCCGCCAGCAGCGCAUGAUGAUGGUCAUGAAUGAAGUCCAGUACAGCCUGCUCUACGAAGUCGUCCGGGACGCAUUCCUGGACAUGUAUGCUGAGAAGGCUACAGGCGCUGUUGUAGUGCCCGGGACAGACGAUGGCGAUAGGACUGCCAAAGCUGCUAAGAAGAGUGCUGGGAGUCAAGGAGAUGGAGAAGAGAUGGUGCUUUCGCCGUCGUCGCCUAUACGGAGUCAGGACGGAGAGGUUGAUUCGGAUGCUGAUACUGAGAUCGCGGGGAUGACGCCGCGUCCGGAGGACGUCAAGGGAGAGCAUGAUCCGUACGCCGAGGUGGCGCCGGAGAGGAUCAGGCAGAAUUUGGGUUUGAAGGGAUGA
Cyphellophora attinorum is the source of this 1755-nucleotide messenger RNA. Its product is annotated as Tyrosine-protein phosphatase 1. Gene Ontology annotation, biological process: protein dephosphorylation. The record is from RefSeq and is a predicted model, not a curated record. NCBI's taxonomy places the organism in Eukaryota, Fungi, Ascomycota, Eurotiomycetes, Chaetothyriales, Cyphellophoraceae. Bases 1 to 1755 code for a protein of 584 amino acids. The transcript has 2 exons. Gene Ontology annotation, molecular function: protein tyrosine phosphatase activity.